This is a messenger RNA of Onychostruthus taczanowskii (white-rumped snowfinch), 2124 nucleotides long. RefSeq names its product spermatogenesis associated 18 (gene SPATA18). The transcript has 15 exons. Gene Ontology annotation, cellular component: mitochondrial outer membrane. Bases 34 to 2124 code for a protein of 696 amino acids. Gene Ontology annotation, biological process: mitophagy by internal vacuole formation; mitochondrial protein catabolic process. Lineage: Eukaryota; Metazoa; Chordata; Aves; Passeriformes; Passeridae. The record is from RefSeq and is a predicted model, not a curated record.
CGGAGGGACAGCAGAGCGAGCUGACAUCUAGCCAUGGCCAAAGACUUAAAGAACCUGGUUGGCGCGGGAAGAGCCCGGGAGCUGCAGGAGAAGCUGGAGAGCUGGCAGCAGAACUAUGAGGGGAAUUCUGCUGAUGAAAAUCUAAGCCGAUGCUGUGAAAUAUUAGAACUGAACAGUGCAAUUCAAAAGCAGCUCUUCUCAAUUCUCAAUGAAACAUCUCAAGGAGAUGAAUGUGCAGCAAAAAUAAAAAGCUGUCUCCUGCCAAGUGUGUGCUAUGCUUCAGGAAGUGACAACCUUACUCAGGAUUCAACUGAAGGAGAACUACAGCUGAGAGAUUUGGCCUGCAAACCGAAAUGUGAAUUUCAAGACCUGGAGGACAAACUAAGUGAAACCCGUGCGCAGAUCAACCAGAUGGAACGAGAUCUGAAGUGUUCCCGUGCUGAACCAUGCAGCUUAAAGAGAUUACAGCAACUGGAUGAGUACGAGCAGAAGAUUGAGAACUUGCGGGAUGAGAUUGCUAUGCUGGAUUGCAGAAAGUCUGUCAUCCAGAGCAGGCUUGCUUGUGGUAGGACCUGCUCUCCACCGUGCCGUCUGACGGCCUGCUCUCCACCGUGCCGUGUGAGGGCCUGCUCUCCUCCACCGUGCCGUGUGAGGGCCUGCUCUCCUCCAGGCCUGCUCUCCUCCACCGUGCCGUCUGAGACCCUGUGUCUCUCCUCCACCGUGCCCUUUGAGGGCCUGCUCUCCUCCACCGUGUCGUCCGAGGGCCUGCUCUCCUCUACCAUGCCGUCCAAGGGCCUGCUCUCCUCUACCGUGCCGUCCGAGGGCCUGCUCUCCUCUACCGUGCCGUCUGAGGGCCUGCUCUCCUCUGCCGUGCCGUCCGAGGGCCUGCUCUCCUCUACCGUGCCGGCCUGCUCUCCUCCACUGUGCGGUGUCAGGCCCUGUGUCAGGCCCUGUGUCAGGCCCUGUGUCUCUCCUCCACCGUGCCGUGUGAGACCCUGUGUCAGGCCCUGUGUCAGGCCCUGUGUCCGUCCUUCCAAGUGCCGCGCCCUUUGCGUGAGGCCCUGUUCACCUCCCCGGCUCAGGAGGGGCAGCGCUUCACACCGUGCCUGCCUCAUAGCUCGCUAUAACUUCAUUUAUGCUAAAGAGCGCUUGGAGGCAGAGGCCGCUUUGAGGCGAUACUUCUGUGACUUGGAGACGGUGCAGAGGAUAAUAUACACUGCAGCUGUGGAAUCUUUCCGUGCAGCAAAGGUGGCCUUCUGGAAGGUCAAAAUAAAUGUAAAAGACACUUUGGCUAUAUGUCACAGAGGGGGACCUUCAUCACUUGAAAUCGGUGUCCUGGAUUAUAUAGCUUGCCACAAGGAUCUGUAUGACGUUUGUUACAGUGUCCAUGAUGUAGUUUGCUCCAUGAACAAGAACCCAAGGCUUCCAUGUCCAGGAGAAGUUGAUUUCGUUGUCAUCAGCGGUUUGAUUCGAGAGUUGUGCUGUUUGGCUUUUGCAAUGCAGACACUCAUUCCUCCUCUUGAUAUUUCCUUUGGUAUUGAUGGAGAAUGCUUCAAUAGGAACAUGUACUAUCGUAGCUUUGACUCAGAUUUCACAGCUCCCUUUGUGGCCUAUCACGUCUGGCCUGCUCUGAUAGAAGAUGGUACUGUAAUUGUGAAGGGAGAGGUAGUCACUAAAAAAAUGGUUAUGUGUCCUCGUAGAUGCAGAAUUAGGAGCAGAAGCUGCAGCUGUGGCCGUCCUCUGCUGUGUGGUCCAGUGGCUCGAAGCCGCAGUCUUUCAACAGUGAGGGUCAAAAGUAAGUGGGCAUAUUGGUUCCUAGUGACUCAUGGUUUUCACAUUAAGCCCUUGAAUGAUCAAACAAAAGAACAAAAUAACAUGUUGAACGUCUCUGAUUCUGAAAUACUUGCUGAAGUCUUAAAUUGGGGCUGGAAUGGAAGGGCAAAGGCACUUUACGAGGGAAAGGCAUGUGAGAUGAAUGUUAUUGCCCUCUCUGUUGACCAGCUGGAAUGCAUGGAGCUUGACCUGGGCAUGGAUGAGGAGCUGACUGGCAAGUGCUCCAGCCACGUUGCCAAAGUUGUAGAAGGUGAAAUCAAGGAUUUAGAGAAUGAAGAACUAUGGGCUUAG